ACACGACAGGAUAACGAUAUCGUUCCAUUUUCUGCGACUGCGACUGCUCUGGGCUUGACGAUCUUGAUUCAUAUUGACUAGCGAAGGCUAAGGAGCCUUUUCUGCAGUCUUCCAAAGCGAGGUCGUGGCUGUGGAUCUGCUGCUUCAUCCCGUUUUGCGAGCUUCUCGAGGGUUUUCCUCUCGCUGCUUCGAUUCUUUCGGCCUUCUUCAGUUCGCGAGACGUGACGGGCGGAAGGUCUAGUUGGAUCGCUUCUUCCCGCGUUACACGAUAGCUUGCGACCAUUACCGCUUCACGCCUCUUUCGCUCUUUCAGGCAGUGCUUUCGUGCAGGCGCAGCAAGAGUACGCAACACAGUACAGCACAUCCAACCCAGGACUCCACGCUACGAGCCUCCCUACCCCCACAGUCAACAUGGCUAGCAACACUGUAGCUCAGCGCCUCCAGAAGGAACUCAUGGACCUCCUCACUCACCCCACGCCCGGCAUCUCGGCCUUCCCCUCCGACUCGAACCUCUCGCUCUGGACCGCCACCAUCACCGGCCCCGCCGAUACGCCCUACGACGGCCUCGUCUUCAAGCUCAGCAUGGAGUUCAGCCCCGAGUAUCCGUACAAGGCCCCCACGGUGCUGUUCCGCACGCCCAUCUACCACCCGAACGUGGAUUUCUCGGGGAGGAUCUGUCUGGAUAUCCUGAAGGAUAGGUGGAGUGCGGUGAUUAGUGUGGGGAGUGUGCUGUUGAGUUUGCAGAGUCUGCUGGGGGAGCCGAAUAAUGCGUCGCCGCUCAACGGUCAGGCGGCAGAGCUCUGGGACAAGGAUCCGGCCGAGUUCAAGAGGCUGGUGCUGGCGAGGCACAAGACGCCCGAGGAGCUGGACGCGGCGGGUCUCUAGAAGUGGCGGUAUCUGGUCAUCUCUGGAGCUUCUGUCAUCGCAGUUGAGGGACAGGAGGGUCAGAUGAAUUGAGAGGCUACGCAAGGGCAUGACGAGCAUGGUGAUGAAAUGGAAUAUCUGAGAAUGGGAGUCAGACGGCGGUGUCAACCUCUUGUCUGCCUGGUCUACCCAGAAGGAAGCCGUUUUUGUGCAUUCGGUGGCGUCUGAGCAUCUGCGCACGUCUGGAUUCGAGGGAGGAUUUGCAUUGGGCGGUGUGGGUUUUUCUCAUCGGAACGGCGUAGAGUUGGUGUGUGGGCAAAAUAUAUUUAUUCCUUUUCCU
This is a messenger RNA of Westerdykella ornata, 1204 nucleotides long. Its product is annotated as ubiquitin-conjugating enzyme. The record is from RefSeq and is a predicted model, not a curated record. Lineage: Eukaryota; Fungi; Ascomycota; Dothideomycetes; Pleosporales; Sporormiaceae. The transcript is spliced from 3 exons. Bases 412 to 885 code for a protein of 157 amino acids.